Spodoptera frugiperda (fall armyworm) is the source of this 3348-nucleotide messenger RNA. RefSeq lists its product as uncharacterized. NCBI's taxonomy places the organism in Eukaryota, Metazoa, Arthropoda, Insecta, Lepidoptera, Noctuidae. Gene Ontology annotation, molecular function: DNA binding. The record is from RefSeq and is a predicted model, not a curated record. Bases 1 to 2793 code for a protein of 930 amino acids. The transcript is spliced from 2 exons. Gene Ontology annotation, biological process: DNA integration; DNA recombination.
AUGGGAAAGAUUAGGAGCCCCAACGAAGAUCCUAAAGAUAAUUUCUGGCUACACAAUACCAUUCGCAACAAAGCCACCAUCUGUCCCCUUGCGCGAAAACCAAGAAAGAUUUACGACAAGAAACUCCAAUGCAAUGUCCAAGGAAUUAAAAGCUCUCCGCAGGUCAGGUGUAGUAGAGAAGUGCGAUGCCGCAAACGGGUUCUUGUCUCGGAUGUUUUUGAUCCCAAAAACCAACGGAAAAGUGAGGCAAAUAUUCGAUCUUCGUCGCCUGAAUUUUUUUCUCAAACCUGCAAAGUUUCGCUUAAUAAACCAGAAUCACAUUCCAAAUUUUCUGCAGGAGAACGAUUAUCUGGGCAAGCUAGAUAUCAGUCAGGCAUAUUUUCAUAUCCCCAUAAAGAAAAGCCAUCGCAGAUACCUUGCAUUCGCUUAUGCAGGCGAGAUCUUCCAGAUGACGGCCCUUCCAUUCGGGCUAUCCAGCGCGCCAUUAGCGUUCGCCCGAGUCAGCAAGUGGUUAGCGAGUUACCUGAGGGAGAGGGGAAUUCGAGUUCUCGUAUAUCUAGACGACUUUCUGUUCGCGAACCAAGAUCCAAAUUUACUGGAGGGACAGAUCAAAUAUGUGGUAAAUCUUCUACAAAGCCUUGGCUGGUGCGUGAACUUACAAAAAUCGGUAGUAAAUCCCAGGAAACAAAUAGAAUUUCUAGGCAUUAUUUGGAACACCGAAAUAAAUCAAAAGUGGUUACCACGCGAAAAGGUAGUCCGACUACUGACAGAUCUAGAUCUACUCUUAAGAACAAAGCGUUGGUCUUGGCGGACAGGCACAGCUCUGACAGGAAGGCUAGGCUUCGCGUCACUCGUAAUCCCGCUUGGCCGAUUGCAUACCAGACACCUUCAAAGGGCAUGUCGAAAGCUGUCACAAGAUCGACCGAGCCAAAAGAUUGCACUAACGUCGCUGGCACUCGACGAUUGUUCUUGGUGGAUGAAAAACGUCGUAAACUCGAGCAAGAUUUUUGUGCCAGAACCAACGAUUUUCAUAAGCACCGAUGCCUCCGACGAAGGCUGAGGAGUACAGCUGAGCGAUUUUCAUCAUUCAGGAAAGUGGACAGACGAUCAAUUGAGGUGGCACAUAAACAGAAAGGAGCUCUUUACCAUUUACAUAGCACUAGUGGAGUUUCAGGAUAUCUUGAAAGACCAGUCUGUUAUGAUACAAUCCGACAACCGAACAGUAGUAUCUUACCUGCGAAAUCAGGGAGGUACACGGUCGGUGUUGCUUAUGGAAAUGACAAGGAAGAUACUGUUAUUUGCAAAAGUUCACGAUAUAACAGUCCAGUCAUAUUAUCUUCCAGGACGUUACAAUUCAGUGGCCGACAGCCUGUCGAGAAACAAGGUUCUGCCGGAUUGGCACCUGAAGGAGGAGGUCACUCGCAAAAUAUUUUUGAGGUGGGGCACCCCUCAGAUAGAUCUGUUUGCCACGAGUCAGUCAAGAGUAGUUCCAGUUUAUGUCUCAUUAGAAGCGAGAGACCCCCAGGCUCAUUACAUCAAUGCAUUCAGCCGAAUUUGGGAUUACCACUUAGCAUGGGUAUUUCCCCCUCCACCGCUUAUACCCAGAAUUCUUCACCACCUCAACAGAGCGUCCGGGAUAUACCUAGUAGUGGCCCCACGCUGGAAAUCAGUGUUUUGGAGAAACGACCUCAAACGCAGAGCAGUAGAAGCACCUUACCAGAUAUUCAAUCUGAGCAAGAAUCUAGUGGACCUGUCAACCAACCAGCCACCACCAAAAGUAGCGGAGUUGUUUUUAGAGGUUUGGAAGAUACGGGGUGGGGCAGGCUGGUAACAGGCCUGGACCCUAAUGACAUUGAGUUAAUUCAGUCUGCCUGGCGGGAUUCCACAUGGCGAACAUACGCGGCUGCGUGGAAACAGUGGGUCUCGUGGUGUAGACAAAAUGGGAUAACACCUUGCAGUCCUCGCCCUCAGGAUGUAGCAACUUAUUUAGGAUACCUCUCACGUGUUAAAAAGUUAGCGCCUGCUACAAUUUUGGUGCACAAAUCUGUAGUGGUCACUUUAGCGGACCCUACUCACGAGAAUCGACUAGCUAGCCAUCCCUUAGUGGCGGCCAUUUUAAAGGCAAUUAACAUUCAAAGAUGUUCAGCGACAGUGUCAAAGUCGCAAAUUUGGAAUGUUAAUGAUUUAAUUCAGUGGUUAAAUACGAAUGUACCUGACAGAAAUAGUAUUUAUCAGGUCUCCCGACAUUUAGCGAUACUUCUGUUGUUGGCGUCAGGACGUCGUAUUCAUGACCUUACUCUUUUGAGCAUUGACGAUAGACAUUGUGAAAGAUCUGAUUCCUCGAUAACCUUCUGGCCUAGAUUUGGCUCAAAGACUGAUAACUCGAAAUUUCGUCAAUCAGGGUGGCAGCUAAGCUGUUCAGGCGAUCCAAGUUUAAGCUUAGUUAAAUGGACUAAUUGUUUGAUCGACUUAUCGAAACAAAGAAGAAUGGCACGAACUGAUUUGCAUCAUUUGUUUAUAACGACACAUGGCGUAGUAAAAGCAGCCUCACGAGCCACUAUCGCCGGCUGGUUAAAAGUACCUUUUUCAGAACUAGGAAUAACUAGUAGUCCGGGCUCGAUUCGAUCAGCUGUGGCCUCCAAUAAUUUCCAACAUUAUAUGCCUGUCGAUGACAUUCUAAAGAGGGGGAACUGGAGAAGCUCCGAUAAUUUUUUCAAGCAUUAUUGCAAGCCAGUAAGCCAACCUAGAUAUAGUAAAAUGAACCCUCUUAGUGAUUCGUUUACAGCAAUGUAGCUGGGCUUGUUACCUCCUAGUCGAUUAUUAAAACUUAUGUCAUUCCAAUUAAGACUGAAUGUUACUGUUGGAUCUCAUUAUUUUGUUUGUUAAUUUAGAAAGGAUUAUUUUUAAGUUUAGUUUGAAACAUAAUGUAAAAGAGCUUGUCAGCUUAGCUAAGGACAAUAAAUCUCUUGUUUUUUUUAUAUGUCAAGAUACUUGUGUUUCAUUUUAUUUUGGCACACAUUACCCGGUCACAGUACGCUUUAGGGCGCCGGCAGAAGAUAGACACGUCUCCGAAAGGUCAAGCCGAAGGCACAGACCUGAAAUAUAACCGUUUUCCCCCCAGAGGGAAGAAAACGAGUAUUUCAGAUCUUGCCGAGGCUUGACCUGAGCAAGUCCUUGCCGGCUUUCGGAGCUAGGUACUAACAAGAGCGCGCUCGCGCCACACGCGCCACACACGCCUGCCGCCGCCGCGUCCCGCGCAUGCGCGGGACGCGAGGCACGCCUUCUGAGCAGAUCUCACUCACACAAAGGAUAAAGUACGUAAGUAGUAAGUAUGUGUGUACACUAGGG